CCUCAACUUGGAAAGUUCAGUAGCCAGUCAGACGCUUCACCUGCUUGAGGCGCAUGCUUUUGUCAAUGUUGAGCUGCAGGUCCCUUUCCUGUGUGAUGAGGCCUUGUACCCGGCACCUGCCGUAGCUGGCACUGGCUGUGCUGUGCAAGCAGAAUCAGGAUGUUUGCUUCGGCCACUUGCGCGGUCACAAUUCCCAAGCGGAAGCGCAGUAGCAGCUGCGCCAGAAAUCAAUUAGCGCCUGCUCUCAAAUUACAGAAGGACUCUGUCAAAAGACAGAGAAUCUAUCAGAAAGGUUGCGCGGGAGCAGUCAGCAGGAUUGCAAGCAGGUUUGACUUUUUGCCCGCCCAACCCUACGGGCUGGCUGCCGACGAUGCGGCCACAGACGUGGCGAAGUCUAUGCACUGCCUGGAACCUGACCCCACAAAACCUGGGGGGCUGACACCAGAAGAAGAGUUCUUCAAGGAGGUCAACACUGACCUUCCUGAGCUCUCUGAAGAUUGUGGUUCCGACGGGCCUGACUCCGACAACCUCCCCACUGGCGAUGAUGCCUGCCCUGACUCUGAGGCGGAUUCGGGGUCUCCUCAAGCACCAUUGCCGCACUCGUGGGAGUUUGAACUGACGGAGCAAGAAUUUUGGGAGGGGCCGUCGUACAUGGAUGUGGAGUCCAUCACCCAGGAGAUGCAGACUGCUCUGGUCGUUUCAGUUCCCAUGGUGCUAAGCACUAAACUGGACAAUGUAGCAGCACUAGAUUGCUCAAAACUGGAGCUUGACUACAACAUCCCCUUCGAGCUUGCGGCCCCUACGGAUGGUCACAACAGCGAAGACCACCCCACCGACGACGACUUCAUCGCUCAGGUUCUCUUUGCACCCAAGACUGCCAACGAUGAGGUCUUGUUGAGGGAAAUUCUCGCCAUCUGCGACCAAGCGGACAACCUUACAUCAGACGGCACGCAUAUGAUCGGUUGCCGGCCUACGACCAGGAUGUCUUCAUGCGAUUUUGCAAGGGCAAGGCCUUGGGACAUACAAGUCGUUGCUGAGGAGUUGGCAAAAGGAAUCCCCAACGCCGACACCAAGAAGAGCUGGUGCUUUGCCAUUCAUGGGUGGAACCGAAACGACUUGAACAGGGACUUCCUGAAGAGACUCCAGAAGAAGAUAUGGGUAAACACGUCGAAGAACAAGGAGGACCGAGAGCCCAGUCCUCUAAAUGAUUGCAUGGACGUGCAAAAUCAAGGGUUCCGAGCACACCUGUUGCCAAACGAGGAGGUCCCAGUUUACCUUCAGUCGCAAGGGAAUUUCAAGCCCAUGCUUCGAUUCUCAAUGAGGGUAUACACAAGGAAGGAAACAAGCGCCAAUGGGCGUUCGCAGGAUCAGGUAGGGCCAAUUCCGGCACUCAUAAUCCUAGCUCCCUAGCGGCAUGGUAGAAAGAAAAGUUUUUGGCGAUCUUGGUUGGGGUCGAACCCAAGACCUUCCCGUAGGUCCGUGGACCCGGAGAUUUUGAAAAUGUACACCCGUACGGUCGAAAAGUACACAUGUACAGGUCAAGUACAGCCCACAGUAUGUCAGC
Messenger RNA from Klebsormidium nitens, 1564 nucleotides. The record is from the annotation of a GenBank genome assembly. NCBI's taxonomy places the organism in Eukaryota, Viridiplantae, Streptophyta, Klebsormidiophyceae, Klebsormidiales, Klebsormidiaceae.